This is a messenger RNA of Salvia hispanica, 1573 nucleotides long. Lineage: Eukaryota; Viridiplantae; Streptophyta; Magnoliopsida; Lamiales; Lamiaceae. The record is from RefSeq and is a predicted model, not a curated record.
CACGUUUGUUUCUCUCUCCUAAUCUUUCAUUCAAGAAACUAACCCUUUGCAGAAACAAAAUUCAUGCAACGAUUCUCUCUAUGAUUCUUUUGCAGCUUUCUUCGAAUACAUUCAUGAUAUAUGUGUGCAUCUACAUAUAUACUAUGAUGCAUUGAUGUCAAAUCCAUAUAUAGAUACAAAUCCGGCGAAAUAUUGUUCACGAUGGCCGGCGACCGGUCGCCCUUCAUCCAACGUAGAUGGAGUUUUUUCCCGACCCCUCGCCUGAUCUUUUGGAUAUCGAUUUUCGCCGCCUUGAUCUUGUUCCUCUUCUUCCACUCGCCCCCGGAUCUCUCCGCCGAUCGCCGCACCCUCGCCGCCUCGUGGGGCGGCCACAGCUGGGAGCGCAGCGUCCUGGCCUCAGGCCGCCCACUCUCCAAAGGAGAGGUGUUAACCUCUGGAGGACGUGGCCACCUCUCCGUCCUUGUGACUGGCGCCGCGGGCUUCGUGGGCAGCCACGUCGCCCUGGCCCUAAGGCGCCGCGGCGACGGCGUGGUAGGCAUGGACAACUUCAACAACUACUACGACCCAUCCCUAAAGCGCGCCCGCCGCAAGCUCCUCGACCGGGCGGACGUGUUUAUUGUCGAGGGCGACAUCAACGACGCCGCCCUCCUCAACAAGCUCUUCGACAUCGUGGCCUUCACGCAUGUCAUGCACCUUGCUGCCCAAGCCGGGGUCCGCUACGCCAUGCAGAACCCUGGCUCGUACGUCCACAGCAACAUCGCGGGCCUCGUCAGCAUAUUUGAGGCGUGCAAGGCGGCCAACCCGCAGCCCGCGGUCGUCUGGGCCUCGUCAAGCUCCGUCUAUGGCCUCAACUCGAAGAUCCCGUUCUCCGAGAAGGACCAGACGGACAAACCGGCGAGCUUGUAUGCCGCGACCAAGAAAGCAGGCGAGGAGAUCGCGCACACGUACAACCACAUCUACGGUCUCUCGAUAACCGGGCUGAGGUUCUUCACGGUGUACGGGCCAUGGGGGCGGCCCGACAUGGCCUACUUUUUCUUCACCAAGGACAUCCUCAAGGGGAAGCCCAUCUCCAUAUUCGAAGGCCCUCACCACCAGAGUGUGGCGAGGGACUUCACGUAUAUUGACGACAUCGUGAAGGGCUGCCUGGCUUCCAUUGACACCGCGCAGGAGAGCACGGGUAGCGGCGGGAAGAAGAAGGGACCCGCGCAGCUGCGUGUGUAUAAUCUUGGUAACACAUCACCCGUGCCGGUGACCAAGCUGGUGAGCAUACUCGAGAAGCUGUUGAAGACGAAGGCGAAGAAGCAUGUGCUGCCAAUGCCACGCAAUGGAGAUGUCGUGUAUACGCAUGCGAAUAUCAGCCGGGCGAACAAGGAGCUGCGCUACAGGCCCACCACUGACUUGCAGGCUGGUCUUAAGAAAUUUGUGCGUUGGUAUCUUGAUUACUACUCUGGAAACAGAAAGAGGCUUUAUUGGUGAACUCAUAUUUGAUUUUUUUGUUGUGUAUAUUAUUUAGGGAGAGUUGUAAAGUUUGUUACAUUUUAUUGGAAUGUUUGUGGAUUCUUUAAUUUGUUAA